CGCUGUCUGCCACCCGGCAUAGCUAGCUCGUGAAGGGCUAACAGCUAUGUUGCUAACUGUUAGCACAGCCAGACAAGCCAAUGGACAUCAGUGAGCACAACGUUGUAAAAUAGGGCACAAAUGUCACAUAGAAGGUGUACCACACUGCUUCAAAUGGUCGCCGUGAACCAGCUAAUAAGAGUACCAUUUAUAAAGUAACAACAAACUAAGCGCCGGCGUUAUUAACGCGUCAGAUAGCAUUACAUUGAAUGGAGACAACCAGGAGGUGAGUCUAGCUUGUUAGGCCAUCAGCAAGGCCAGCUAGCUAACGUUAGCUAGGCUGGGUAGCUAACGCUAGCUAGCUAGCUGGGUAGCAGUGUGGCGCUAUUUGUCAAAGCCUAGAUAGAUUUCCAACCGGCGUCACACAUAUCCGGUGUGCUAGCACCGCUCGUAAUGUUAUUCAUACGGGGGAAACUAGGCCUGUCUACGGUAAACUUGUAAAUAUAGAGUAAACGCUAGUUUUAAUUGCUAACAAUUACAACGAACUUGCGUUAAAAUAAGUGUAACGUUGAGCUUAAUAGCUAACAACGGGGCGGAAUACAUUUGAGAGAGGCAUGACGUGUAAACCGUCCAUCGCUGGUUAACAUUGGUUAAAGAUUAGCUAACGCAGCUAACUAGCUCUGUGUUAGCUAGGCUUGUUAGCGAGCUAACAAAGAGCCGUCGCUCCUCCUCGCUUUGUAUGCUCGGUGUUUCCAUUUCAAAUGGAUGUGGUAUCACUUAUAAGGCGGUGAAGAAAUAGUGAAACACGACUGGAGCACAUUCCGAGUGUCUGGCCGUCUUGCCUCCGCCUACAGUAGGAAGAUUGGUGCCUUUUGUCGGCUGUGCAUGUUUCUUCCUCACCAGUGAUUCCUUAUGCUUGAUAGAAGCUGCACCCUGUGUCUUACAGGAUGGAUGGUGUGGACUUAAAGAGACUUGUGUAUCAACAUCGGCACUCUGUGUUCUGCUCUGGUGUUUUCUCUUUUACCAUUUACAAGAGAACACCUCCCAUCCUGCACCCCCAAUCUCUCCACUACAUAUAUAAAGACCGUCUUUGAUUAAUACAAAAAGACAGCUGGAGAUAGAAGUUGUAAGACUUUCUAUCUUUUUUUUUUCUUUUUAAAGGACAGAUCGAUACUGCUAAUACAAGCCUAUAUGGCAGACAUGGAAGUCUCCUUAAUUUAAUUUUUCAGUUAGUGUACCCCCUUACGCUUAGUGUGGGUGGUGGGAUGUCGGAAAAGCCAGACGACAAAAUGGUGAAGUUCCUGGCUCCCCCCCAGAAGAGCGGAAAUGGCCCCAGUUCUGGUUCAGAUUCAAUGGUCAGUGAGAGCCGGCCGACAGAAGUGAGACGUCGGCAUCACACCAUGGAGCGUGAUCGAUGUAACCCUGAACACCGAUUCUUGCGCCGCAGUGUCAUCAGUGAUUCUAAUGCUACAGCAUUGGCCCUCCCUUUACCCAGCAAGAUCCCCAUCCCUGCACCGCAACGGGUUCAGCAACGAGAAGCCGUCCCCCAGCGGCAACUGGCUGCUCCUGCUGCUCGUUUGCCGCGGGCUGAACCAAGUUUAGCUCAAAAUCAAGAGUCUGCUCAUAUUGGAGGAGGAGAACAGAGAAAAGAAACAGCCAAGGUGGAUGUAGUGCCUUUAGAGCAGGAGCCUGCCAUUGUAAAAGAUACCUGUGAUGGAGAGGUGAUAGCAUCCCUCUCCGCACCAGGCUUAGGAACAGAAUUGCCAAGUCGAACAGAACCUGAAAGCACCACUGAAGUGAAAGUACAUCAUGAAGGAGAGGGGGAGGAAGAAGAUAAGGACUCUGCCAAGGCACGAGCAGAGGCAGAGCAGCGAGAAGCUGAGAAAAAAGUGCAGGACGACAUUGAAGAGGCUGAGACCAAAGCAGUGGGAACAUCUCCAGAUGGGCGUUUCCUGAAGUUUGAUAUAGAAAUUGGACGUGGCUCCUUCAAGACUGUCUACAAAGGCUUGGACACCGAGACCACAGUCGAGGUGGCUUGGUGUGAGCUGCAGGAUCGUAAGCUGUCAAAAACAGAGCGGCAGCGCUUCAAGGAGGAAGCAGGGAUGUUAAAGGGACUACAGCAUCCCAACAUUGUCCGCUUUUACGACUCCUGGGAGGGACCCUCAAAAGGCAGGAAGUGCAUUGUUCUGGUCACUGAACUCAUGACUUCUGGCACACUCAAAACAUAUCUGAAACGGUUCAAGGUGAUGAAAAUUAAAGUGCUGCGAAGCUGGUGUAGACAGAUCCUCAAAGGGCUCCACUUCCUUCAUACUCGGGCUCCCCCCAUCAUCCACAGGGACCUUAAGUGCGACAAUAUUUUCAUCACAGGCCCAACAGGAUCCGUCAAGAUCGGAGACUUGGGACUGGCCACGCUCAAGCGAGCGUCGUUUGCAAAGAGUGUUAUAGGUACCCCUGAGUUCAUGGCGCCUGAGAUGUAUGAGGAGAAGUACGACGAGUCAGUGGAUGUGUAUGCCUUUGGAAUGUGCAUGCUGGAGAUGGCCACCUCAGAGUACCCUUACUCAGAGUGCCAGAACGCUGCACAGAUCUACCGCAGAGUUACCAGCGGGGUGAAGCCGGGCAGCUUCGACAAGGUGGCCAUUCCUGAAGUGAAGGAGAUCAUCGAGGGAUGUAUUCGUCAGAACAAGGACGAGAGGUACUCGAUCAAGGACCUUCUGAACCAUGCCUUCUUCCAGGAGGACACAGGGGUGCGUGUGGAGUUGGCAGAAGAAGACGAUGGAGAGAUGGAGGCUAUUAAGCUGUGGCUGCGAAUUGAGGAUGUCAAGAAACUCAAGGGGAAGUACAAAGACAACGAAGCUAUUGAGUUUUCUUUUGACCUCAAGAAAGAUGUCCCGGAGGACGUGGCUCAGGAAAUGGUUGAGUCUGGUUAUGUGUGCGAUGGAGACCACAAGACCAUUGCAAAGGCCAUAAAGGACAGAGUGUCUUUAAUCAAUCGCAAGAGAGCACAGCGGCAGAAGGUCCGAGAAGAUCAGGAGAAGAGAAGGCUAGAAGAAGAACAGCAGAGUCAGUUACCUCCAGCACAGCAACCAGGCCAACAGCCAAUCACGGAGGUGCCUCAGCCCCAGCCGGUGGCACAGCCUGGUCCUUAUGUCCCUCCACAACCGAGCCAACACGGCACGCAUAUGUCUACCCAACCUGCAUCUCAGCAGAGCCUUCAGAGCUCUCUCUAUAACGCUCCUCAAUCAACCCAACUGGCCGGCAUGGCACAAGGCAUUCCUUUCAUCCCUCAGUCAACUGGGCAAGUCCCGGUCCCAGUUCAGGGUCAGAGUGUGGCCACCAUCCAGCCGGAGUCAGAGGAGCCUGAGACCGACCAACACCAACAACUACAGCACUCUGGAGGAGCCAUGGGAGACAAACUACCAGGUUCCACCAUCCGUCCAGAGGUCCAGCCUCCUCAGUCUGGAAUACCCUACAGCUCCCCUCCCAGUCAGCACCUUCAGCCCCAGGGUUCACUCCCACAGGCACAAAAUGACCAAACGCAACAGCAGCAGCUCUCAGUGGUUCAGCCCCAGAUGCAAGGUGUCCAGCCUCAAGCUGUUCCUGUUGCACCCAGCAGCCAGUCUGUUCCAGUGGCACCUGCACAGUACGGAGUUUACUACCAACCAAUGCUUCCCCCUCAGAAUCCCACCCAGCAAGUGAUGAUGUCCUCGCAGUCGUCUCCCCCCCAACAGCAGCCUCAGCCAGAGAGCAGCACCGCUCUACCACAGCAGACUGGAGCUCAGCUACAGUCUUGGGCCAAUGAUCCAAGUCCUCCUAUCCUGUCACCUCCACUCAACGCAGAGCACCUAUACUUCCUCUAUCAGGCCUCAUGCCUCUCUGCUCUGCAGGCCCCUGCGAGUGCCCCUCAGUCAGCACCAGCGGAGCCGCCAGGAUCGUCUGUGCUGGUGCCGCCGUCUGUAGAAACCUGCCUGUCGGAUGCAGCUUCAGGUCUUAGCGACGGCAAUGAUGGAGGCUCUACAUCGGGAGGUCGCCACGAGGGCCGCUCGAUGAAACGUCACCAGAGGAGAUCUGUACGCAGCCGCUCCCGCCACGAGAAGACCACGAAGGCCAAGCUCAAUGUUCUCAGUAUCUCUAAUGUGGGAGACAGAGUCGCAGAAUGUCAGCUGGAAACGCAUAACAGGAAGAUGGUGACCUUCAAAUUUGAUCUCGAUGGUGAUAAUCCAGAGGAAAUUGCACAGAUCAUGGUUGAGAGUGAAUUCAUCUUGGAAAGUGAGCGUGAGUCCUUCAUCGAGCAGGUCCGUGAAGUCAUAGAAAUGGCUGAUGAGAAAGGAGAGGGCCUGAAGGAAGGCUUUCCUCAGAUGAGUGAUCACCAACAACAGCCUGCGCUGUCUGUUCCCAUGCUGCCAGGCAUUUCCCCCAGCACUACAGCGCAGGUGGUGCAUUCAGCAGGACGGAGGUUCAUAGUCAGCCCAGUGCCAGAGUCUCGUCUUAGAGACCAGUUCUUUGGCGGUUCUUUUGCUAAUACCUCCUUUGGAGAUGAGCCAGCUCCUGCUAUGCCCCUGGGCCUUUCUCUGUCUGCUCCAUCUGAGACUCUCCAGCAGGCUUUCAGUAAAAUGAAGCAGGCGCGUGUAGAGAGAAGCAGCACCAUUGAUAUCCCUGCGACUGAGCAGGAACCAGGCCCUGUCCUGGCCACGGAGGCUGGACUCGGCCCAAACUCCAACAAUAUGUUGGCUCCUCCAGAAGCCGUAGCUUCCACUGCUAGCAUUACUUUUCCCGGCGUCGCAUCUACCGCAGCAUCCUCACCACCUCCCUCAACUGGGAGGGUUUCCCCUCCACCUACAUCUACUCAGUCCCAAACUCCAGCUCCUGCCACCAGUGAUCCCAGUCCCCCUCCUCAGUCAUCCCAUGAAACAGCCCCCUCACAGCUUUCACCAGCUGCCAACAUCCCACCCACAGCUUCCAGCAUUUCAGUGCAGACCUCCGUCCCCGCAGUACCCGGGCCUCAGCUGAGCGGUAGUUCUGUCUCUGUCUCUUCUGUUGUUAGUGUUGCAUCCAGUAGCACUGGCACCAGCACUGGCCCUGCUUCAGAGCAGCAGCCUGUGAAUUCGUCCGUCCAUCCACCACAGCACACAACCCAGGCUCAGCCUGUCCCCAUUUCUGCUCAGACCCCUCUUCCCACCUCGUUACCCAGUCAGAGCCAGGUCCAACCACAGCCAGUGGAGUCCGAGGGGGCGGAGCUCCCGAACAAGACUGCCGGCAGAGACGAUAUCAAGGCUCUAGAUAAGAAGCUACGGUCCCUGUUUAAAGAUCAGAGCUCUACCUCUGCAUCACUGGAUCAGAACACGGGCACUUCUUCUCCUCCCACUGGCACUUCUUCUCCUCCACCCGGAGCUGCGCUGGUGCCCCCAUCUAACCUUCCCCUCACUACCGGGGUGCAGGCAGUCCUGGGCCCGACCACCACCCCAGGACAGGGUCUUACCCCGGCAGGACAGACACCUCCAACUAAGCCCAGGGCACAGACUUUACCUACUGGUUUUGAUCAAGCUGCUACACCUCCCUCUGAGCUUGUGCCCCCAUUUCCUGGACCAAAUCAGUCACAGCAACCCCUGGGUAACUUGGACGCCCAGCUGAGGAGAGCUCUGAGCCCAGAGACGGUUCAGGGAGUCCAGCCUCCAGCAGCGGGUUUCACUCUGGGACGUUUCCAAGUGUCUGUUGCUACCGAUGGCGAGUCCAGCAGCGUUCCAGGUCCCUCGAGCAUCGUUUCGUCUUCUUCAAUCACGCCGUCUUCUACCUGUUCUUCCUCCUCCUCUUCCUCCUCCUCCCCCUCAAGUCCAGAGAAUACCCUCCACCGUUCAUCCUCUCUGUCCAAAGGAGUUUGUGAGACUGACACUAUAAAUGGAGCCUCCUCUCUCUCUGCUGGUCCCGCUUGUCAGCCGACCACUAUCGGGCGCUUCCAAGUGUCCACGGGCACCAACACCACAUCUGGGCCAACCACUGGCUCUAAAGUGGGCCGCUUUUCCGUCACAGUGACUCCAGCUCCAGCAGCAGGCUCCAGUCCAUCACAUGGCUCCAGUAUGCAGAAUGGGCCCUCAUCCUCAGCGUCUGAUCCCCAUAAUGCGCACACCCAUUACAGCAGUGACAAUGACGACGACUCUGAGACCGAGGACGAGGCUUUGCAGAAAGAAAUUAGCCGUCUCAGAGAAAGACAUAUGAUGGAGAUCCAGACAUUGCAGACUCGUCAGAAAGAUGAGAUAGAGGCCCUGUUCACGCGGAUGGGAAAACCUCCCCCUUCUACUGUCUUCUCCCCUGCUGUGGCAAUGGCCGGAGGUCGACGAAGGCUCAAAAGCAAAAGCAAAAGCCACAAAUCUGCCCGCGGUAGUGGACAACCCAGUCCCAAACACUCGGGAUCCCCAGCCUCAGCUCAGAGUCUUCAUGGUUUAGAGUCUCCUCCAAAGCAAAGUUCACGCUCAUCAACAGAGGCCUCAGAAACCGCAUCAGAGGCAUCACAAGCAGUUAACAUGUCCUCCGUAAAGCAGCUUCGAUCCUCUCCAUCCAUGCCCAGCCUCAGUAGUUGCUCCACAGGAUCAAGUGGGACAAGCUCCGCAAACGGUUCGGGCCAGAACCACUCUACUUCUUUGACCCAGGCCACUGGACCUCCUCCCUCCCACACACAGAAGGGCAAGGGUACCUUCACCGAUGACCUGCACCAGCUGGUGGAUAACUGGGCCAGGGAUGCCAUCAGCUUCUCCCAGUGCAAGAGAGGACCUAAAACUGGAGCAGCAGCGCCGCUGGGACAUGAUGUUAUCCCUCCAGCCAACAUGGGCCGUAAAUUCUCAGCACCAGGCUUCCUCUGCCCGACACUCCCCACGCCUUCUAGCACCGCAUCCGCCGCGUCGACUCAUCUCCCCAACCCAGCCAAUCCCUCUGUCCCUUUGGGGCCCCGUAAAGGCUCCCUGGGCCCGGUUGCACAGGGGUUUGGAUAUUCCUCGGCCCCAUACAGUGCUCCUCAGUGGGCAGGCCCCACAGGCGCAUGCCAGGUCAGCAUGCUCAACCCCGCACAGCCAAUAACGCAGUACCAGCCGCCUACAACGGCCUCAGGCUACCACAUGGGAACCACACCAGCCACCCAGAGUUCAGUCAUCCCCGGAGGGUCCAACCUGAAGCCCACGUAGCCCAGUUGUAGCCCUAGUCCACGCUUAGACGGAGGACCAAACAGGGCAGACAGUUGUUGAACGAGAACCACUAGCUCUCUUUGCAGUCGGCUGGUAAACUGGCUGGAUAUUGUGCUUUAUUUUUCUUUCUACUGUUAUUAUUAUGUGUUUGUUUGUUUUUUUCUUUCUUUCUGUAAUAGAGUUGACCUGUGUGGUUCACGUCCUCUGAGGCAGAACGAAAUCUGUCCGGCAAUUGGAGGUAGAGUGCAAUACACAUCCACAGCACAAGAGUCUCACACUUAGCCGGCCAGUGACUGUGGAAUCAAGCUGUGACGAGUCGGUCGUGUCUGGUGAUGUAAUGACCCGAAGGCUUAACCAACAGCAGCCAAAGAUGUCUUUUGAGAGCAGACGUUGCAACGUCGUCAUUCCUUUUGAAGAGAAGAUAGGAGGGGUUCACAUCCUUACUAGUCCUGCCCUGCUGGGACCGAAGACGGUUGAACUAAUGCACGCACACACGUGUGUGUGUGUGUGUGCGUGUGCACACGCACUUGAAAAAACAUGAACCUGGUUAAGUGACUUGGGAUGGUGGUAAAGUGAGUCUCAGAGAGUGAGUGAGGGGGGGGGGGGUGAACAGAAAGUGGUAAAUAACAGAGGGACAGUUAGCUUGUCUCAGACGGAUUAGCAAAGUGUGACUGGUUGAGUUGGGAGAAGAAAGACUUGGUAAGUUAGGCGGGCGUGUAAAGGAUAGGUUUGCAGUACGAAUACAUCCCAACCGCUACCUAUCGAGUCAAAUGCAAUAAUGGCAAAGAGUAGAUAAACUGUCCCUUGUACCUGUGGCCUUAAUCCCCAAACACAUUUAAACAUUGACUUUGUACAUAGAUAUUUCUUCACGGGGUUAUGAUUCCAUGUUCUGCAUAUUUAUGUCCCUGUGAGUCUGGUGACAUUGUAAUUUGAGUUGUCCAUCCAUACAGUUAUUCUUCACUUGUGAUAUGUAAACCGGUGGAUUUGCCACAUCCAAGAGCAUUGUCCUGGUGUUGACCACCAUUCACAGUGUGACAUUUAAGAGGUGAUGCUGCUGUGACUCUUUUUUUUUUUUUUUUUUCUCCUCGCAACAGUGAAAUAAGAAACCCAAAUUGACACGUGAAAUAACUUAUUCAAAAUCUGCUCGAUAUCGUAGAACAUUAACUCUGGUUUAUUGCAAUAGUAUUUAUAGAAGGUUUCAGUCCCAGUUGUUUACACGGGUGGUGCACAGUACACGGAUGAACAGGUCGUUAGUGAAGUCCCGUUAAAUAUCUCCGCUCAUGACAUCUCGCAGUCACCUCUCAAAUCACUAGUGUUUGGGCUUCUUUCUUUCUGUGGUCUGUUUUUGUAUGCGUAUAUUUAAUAAAACAAAUGUUCCUUAUGGACCUGUAUUCAGCCAUCAGAUUUUGAUGUUUCACUGUAAUUAUUAUUAAAGGUUGUUAAACAUGUAGUUAAAGGAAUAUAAAAAGUGCAAUUGCAGGGUUGUUGAUGGUAAUCCUACUCACCGCGCAGGAGUAAUCCUGUUGUUUAUUAAGCUCUUCUCUCUGACUGC
Messenger RNA from Anarrhichthys ocellatus (wolf-eel), 8700 nucleotides. Its product is annotated as serine/threonine-protein kinase WNK1-like. The transcript has 29 exons. Gene Ontology annotation, biological process: protein phosphorylation. The record is from RefSeq and is a predicted model, not a curated record. Gene Ontology annotation, molecular function: ATP binding; protein serine/threonine kinase activity. NCBI's taxonomy places the organism in Eukaryota, Metazoa, Chordata, Actinopteri, Perciformes, Anarhichadidae. The coding region runs from base 1245 to 7148 and encodes 1967 amino acids.